AUGGCUACACCUCCUGCCAUUCACCUGCGCGUGCACGAUGUUGGUGGUGUUUUCGUCCGCCUCACGCAGGCACUAGGUCACUCCCCGCAGCACGCAGGUCAAAUCGGAUCACACAACAUCGAGGACGAGUUUGACCGUUUCAAAAUCUGGGCUGGCAAUAUUGCCGCCCACCGCAAAGGACGAAGAUCUCUCGAGUAUCGUUUACGAGAUGCUGCUCAUUUACAAGACGAGAUUAACGCCAUCGCUGUCGUAAAGGGCGAGAAAACACCUUGGGAUGUUCUGGAAGACAGCGACAACGAUUCGGAAUUAAGCAGUAAUGCGUCCAGCGCCGGAGAAGACACCGAACUCAAACAGUUGUGUGGUAGCAUACAGUCUUCGGUCACAUGUCUAUUCAGACUUUCGAUGGCCAUACGAGAUCCUGCGCCGGACGAUCGUCUACAAAAGACCAUCACUGUCGAUAAGUCUUACUUCGAAGAUUACGACAUAUUGCACGCCAAAACCAAGUUCCCUGAUUGCGCCGAAUAUCUGACCGAACGACUUGGACGAGCUAUCUCGGGACGACGGCAAUACUUUAGUUAUCGGGAGCUUCAUCAUCAAAAACUUGCGAAGAAGGCCGAGCUGAUCGGACUAGAGCAGCCUCGCACCGAACAUACAUCCAAUAGCAACAUGUUUACCGAGACCUCCAUCCCUAUUCGUGCACCAUCGAGCAGUGCGCCAUGGCAGAUCAUCUCUACGCGUCGCGUAAUGCUUGGUUUCAACACGAACUUCAGGCUCAUAGAUCUUCGUGGCAAUGCGUAG
This is a messenger RNA of Didymosphaeria variabile, 798 nucleotides long. RefSeq lists its product as uncharacterized. The transcript is spliced from 3 exons. The record is from RefSeq and is a predicted model, not a curated record. The coding region runs from base 1 to 798 and encodes 265 amino acids. Lineage: Eukaryota; Fungi; Ascomycota; Dothideomycetes; Pleosporales; Didymosphaeriaceae.